GGCAGCAGGAACAAAGAAAGCCGCCUGCUCAACGUGAAAACGUCUCCUCACUCCGUCUGCACGGACUAAAAUCCUCUUUGCAGGAGCUGCUUUUUGCUCCACUUUAAACACUUUUAAACACGCUCCGUGUCGCGAGGCCGACUGGCUGUUUUUGCUGAGGAAAGAGGAAAGUUGGCGUCGUCGCGAGAGGUUUGCGGGUCGCCUUUCUCCAAACCUUGUUGCCUUGAAUACGCAGGAAAAAAACAGAGCUUGAUAGUGUGUCCUGAGACCUGUGGACUUGGCAGAGAUGCACUUUUCUCAGGACACCUGCACCCAGAUGGAUUAAGAGGAGUGUGGCUCCCCCUUGCUGAAGACAACGUGUGUGUCCAACAGUACCUUUCCACCCAGGACCCACUUUGAUGCCUUUGCGCCCAAUGAGGUAACGUCAGGACCUACCACCCCCUCAUCACCACCCUCGGUCCAUCCAUUUCCCUCCCCUCAGUCCCUUCUUCCCUUGGACCAACCCAGCCAUGGGCCAGAAGAUCUCUGGCAGUAUCAAGUCGGUGGAUGUACGCGGGGAGCCCUCUUAUCGGCCAGUGCGCCGAGAGCUGCGGGGCCCGGAUUUCUGUCGGCCCCCCCGGCUCGACUUACUGCUGGACAUGCCUGCCGCCAGCCCUGAAACGCAGCUCCGCCACGCCUGGAACCCCGACGACCGAUCACUCAAUGUCUUUGUCAAGGAGGAUGACAAGCUGACGUUUCACAGACAUCCAGUGGCACAGAGCACAGACUGUAUCCGUGGGAAGGUGGGCUACACCAGGGGCCUCCAUGUGUGGAGGAUUCACUGGCCGGCCAGACAGAGAGGCACCCACGCAGUUGUGGGCGUGGCCACUGCUGAAGCAUCUUUACACUCUGUGGGCUACACAGCUCUGGUGGGCUCGGACUGUGAGUCCUGGGGCUGGGACCUGGGUCGGAACAGACUCUACCAUGAUGGAAAGAACCGGCCUGUUUCCACGUCAGCACCCACGUAUCCAUGUUUCCUGGAGCCAGACGAGUCAUUCGUGCUCCCAGACUCUCUGACAGUAAUACUAGACAUGGACGAAGGAACACUGAGCUUCAUGGUAGACGGACAAUAUCUGGGAGUAGCUUUUAGAGGGCUUAAAGGCAAGAGACUGUAUCCCAUCGUCAGUGCUGUGUGGGGGCACUGUGAAGUAUCUAUUCGCUACGUCAAUGGACUAGAUCCUGAGCCCCUCCCCCUCAUGGACCUGUGCAGACGAGUAGCUCGACUGGCUCUGGGCAGAGAGCGCAUCCAUCACAUCGACACACUCCCACUGCCGCAGACGCUCAAGAACUACCUCCAGUACCAAUGACCGCACACACACAAACACACACACACACACAUGGGAUAAAACUGUGGCCCAUUCGUUCUUACGGUAACCAGCGUCCAAACUGAACUUAAUCGUAACCAUCAGACAUCUGCUGUAGAUGCGGACGAUGACAUUGACCAUGAACAGGUGGUGAAGUUUGCGCUACAAGGGGUUUUGUUUACGACAGUUGGGGGUUUUCCAUUUUGAAUGUUUUUAUCUUCUGGUUUCUGCUUUUUUUCCCCCCUCUGGACAGACGACGAGAGGAGCUGAUGAAUGAAAUGAAGGGAGCAAGAGAUUAAAAGAGGAUAUGGCAAUCCUUUUUUCCUGCUAAUCAUUUGUAUAGUGUCCUUUAGUUUGACAGUUUACACCCGACAUCUUUUCUGCACAGACUCUGCGAAAGCCUCCUCGGAAACAUGUUGGUAUUUAUAUUUAUAUUCCCAACAACACAGCAGGCUCUGUGGAGACGCAACAAUCCCUCCAAGCCACAGGCGAGAGAGAGAGAGCAUGAGAGAGAGGGAGAGCGUCCAUACACAGAUCUAUUUUUGUUAGUUUGUACACAGCACACAUGGAUUGCAUAUAUACUCUGUGUGUGUGUGUGUGUGUAUGUGUGUGUGUGUGUGUGUGAUGAGUGUACAGAAACAAAGCCCAAACUGUCUGUAGUACUAAGACAACUCACUGACGAGCAGGCAGUUACCACCUACAGGCUAAAAAUCACAACAACUGCAGUGUGGUUUGAACGUUUUCAAUCCCCCUCCUCUCUCCUGCCAGCUUCUCUCUCUAUCUUUCUGUGUCCCUUCAUCACUCGCUCCAGUUUGAUUUAAGCCUCCCAUCAUGUUUGGUGAACUCAAAGGACCGAGGGCAUCGUUUGUCGGCUCUCCAGCUCCUGUAACGCUGAUAGAGAUUGAUCUGAAGGUGAAGCCGUGUUUUCGACUGCUAAUGUGCCUGCUCUGAGACAGAAACACGCGAAAAAAAAAGCACACCACAACAUUUCUGUCAUAACAGAAGACCCCCUCAAGUUUUAAAUGCUGCUUUUACAUCUAUUUUUUUUUAUUUUUCCAUCUACCCAUCAUGUGGGUUUUAUUCCUGAUUUACUCUUGAAAAUUAUGGUCUUACAAUGAGAUUUUUUUCCUUUUUUUUCCAUUACAUGGAUCUUGAGAUUUGUCUGCGGGACAGGUUGUCUCGUGGUAUAGGUAGAAAAAUGUGCUGCCAUGGGAAUCUUUUAAAUGUGAAUAAGAAUAAACACGGCUAAACUCGCA
Messenger RNA from Plectropomus leopardus (leopard coralgrouper), 2599 nucleotides. RefSeq names its product SPRY domain-containing SOCS box protein 4-like. The record is from RefSeq and is a predicted model, not a curated record. Gene Ontology annotation, molecular function: protein binding. NCBI's taxonomy places the organism in Eukaryota, Metazoa, Chordata, Actinopteri, Perciformes, Serranidae. Gene Ontology annotation, biological process: intracellular signal transduction; proteasome-mediated ubiquitin-dependent protein catabolic process. Gene Ontology annotation, cellular component: SCF ubiquitin ligase complex.